Messenger RNA from Myxocyprinus asiaticus (Chinese sucker), 4321 nucleotides. Its product is annotated as sodium-dependent multivitamin transporter-like. The record is from RefSeq and is a predicted model, not a curated record. Bases 482 to 2338 code for a protein of 618 amino acids. Lineage: Eukaryota; Metazoa; Chordata; Actinopteri; Cypriniformes; Catostomidae. The transcript has 16 exons. Gene Ontology annotation, molecular function: sodium-dependent multivitamin transmembrane transporter activity. Gene Ontology annotation, cellular component: membrane. Gene Ontology annotation, biological process: sodium ion transport; biotin transport; pantothenate transmembrane transport.
CUUGCGCAUCAACACUGCGCGCUGUUUGAGCAGCCGGAUAAUCUGCGGUACUGAGUACGUACUGUUUUUACCACGUGGUUGUAAAUCUUUAUAUGUGUGUAUAAUAUGUGCAUUUUAUGAUUUCGACAUAAAUUAAAUUUGCAGCCGACCUCAAAACCAGGUAGAGAGAAAGAUGGAGGAAAAAUACGUGCAUACGCUUAAAUUGUAUAUAAUUGUGUAUAAUCAUUAAUGCAUGCUGGUGCACAUUGUGUUUGACUGUUAUAAAGUUGCUCGGUAACCUUCAGGCGUGAUGGCAACAGUACAAUUUGGAGUGCUACAUUGACAUUCAUUCUCAGCCCUCCAAUGACUCACAUGAAAUGUCUGAAGCUCCAGCUGGGAAUAUCUGAGCGGCUCUUUCAGUUCUAGGUUGUCAUCAAGAGUCCAUGCGGAUGGCCAUGACCUUUGCCAUAAAAAACUGGAGACUCUUAUAUUAGUGUGAACUAUGGAUCUCUCAAGCCACAAGUACUUCACUACAUUUGAUUAUGUGAUAUUUGCAUUGCUGUUGAUGGCGUCUAUGUCCAUCGGGCUGUACUACGCGUUCACCGGAGGACGCCAGAGCACCAUGCAAGAGUUUCUGUUCGCUGACAGGAGUAUGAAGUGCCUGCCUCUCUCUCUGUCUCUUAUGGCCACCUUCCAGUCGGCCGUGGCCAUCAUCGGCACACCAGCUGAGGUCUAUGCUAAUGGUACACAGUACUGGUUCAUUGGCUGUUCUUAUAUUCUGGGUCUCCUGAUUCCAGCACACAUCUUCAUUCCUCUGUUCUACAGACUGCACCUCACAAGUGUUUACCAGUAUUUGGAACUGCGUUUCAGUAAAGCUGUCCGCAUAUGUGGCACUGUAACAUUUAUUUUUCAGAUGGUCAUUUAUAUGGGUGUUGGUAUCUAUACACCUGCUCUUGCACUAAAUGCAGUUACUGGGUUUCAUUUGUGGGGGACAGUACUGGCAACUGGAUUAGUGUGCACUCUUUACACAGCACUGGGUGGACUGAAAGCAGUAAUCUGGACAGAUGUUUUUCAAACAGUGGUGAUGUUCAUCGGUCAGCUGGCCGUCAUCAUUGUGGGCGUACAACAGGCUGGUGGUCUGUCUGAUGUCUGGAUUAAAGUCAGAGAUGGUGGCCGCAUCUCUGGGAUUGACCUCAAUCCAGACCCAUUGGUGAGACACACAUUCUGGACAUUAGGGGUUGGAGGAGUAUUUCUCAUGUUGUCUCUAUAUGGGGUGAACCAGGCACAGGUUCAGAGGUACCUCAGUUCACGUACGGAGAGAGAAGCUGUCUUGUCCUGUUAUAUGGUGUUUCCCUGUCUUCAGGUUGCUUUAAUGCUCAGCUGUGUAAUGGGCCUGGUCAUGUACGCUUGCUAUGGUGACAGCAGCCCUUUAGAUCAGCAGUACAUCACAUCCAAAGACCAGAUGGUCCUGUACUUUGUUAUGGACAUGCUGCAAGACUUACCUGGUCUGCCUGGAUUGUUUGUGGCAUGUUUAUUUAGUGCAUCUCUAAGCACAAUAUCUUCAGCUUUUAAUUCAUUGGCUACGGUGACUAUGGUGGAUCUAAUCAAACCCCAUUACUCAAUGACAGACGCUAGAGCCACUCUACUAUCAAAGAUGCUCGCUUUAUCAUAUGGGAUUAUAUGUCUUGCAAUGGCAUAUGUUGUCCAUUUGAUGAACAGUUCAGUACUUCAGGCAGCUCUCAGUAUCUUUGGAAUGGUGGGCGGGCCACUGCUGGGUCUGUUCUGUCUGGGAAUUUUUUUCCCAUGUGCCAAUAGCAUUGGAGCUGUAACAGGACUCGCUGCAGGUCUGAUCAUGGCAUUCUGGGUUGGCAUUGGUGGCUUUUUGGCUCGGAUGUCAAGUUCUGUCAAAGUUCAUCCACUUAACUCCACCAACACAACACCAGCUGUCUCUGACAACAUCACUAUAACAGCUGUGACAGCCAUUUUUGAAGCUGCCAAUGAGAAAACUAGCACAGCUUUAGGGCUGCAUGGGCUUUAUUCUCUGUCAUACAUGUGGUACAGUGCGCUCAACUCCUUCACUGUGGUACUUAUCGGACUCAUCAUUAGCUUUAUGACAGGCCCAACGAAGGGAAAUGGCGUGGCCUCUGGCACGGUUUAUCCUGUGGUGGGCAACGCACAAUCCCUUUUGCAAAAGCUUCAGAAGCCGAGCUCUUGCUGCAGAUCCCCUCAUGAGAACAAGAUUGAUGGUGGUAAAGAAAUGAACGUCAACGUAAAAGAGGAUACUGAGACACCGGAAGAGAGAGAAACUUUUCUUCCAUUAAAUGCAGUGUCUUAUUUGGAGCAGGAAACAUCAGUGUAAAAAAAAUGCAAUGGAAACAAAAAUGCCAUAACAGUGUUCGGGGUUAACCUGCAAACUAGCACUACUGUAUAUAUUUAGUAAAUUGACGGUAUCAGUACUCAGUACAUCUAAUUACAGAGAUGUAGAUUUCAGUCCAAAUGUAAUUAUUCAGAAUGAACAUUUGUGCCUUGGUGUAAAUUUGAUCAAUAUACUGUCUAUUUCUGUCAUGUUUGUAUUCUUUUGCAUUUGUAGUUAUAUAUAAAACCAAAGAACAUUUUUUACAACACACACCAAAGUGUAAUGCUUGUUAAGCUGAAGGACAAAUCCAAAAGAGAAUAUUAUUGAAAUACAAGUAUGCUUUUCACUUUUGAAUAAAGGAUCUUUUUAAGGUGUGCCUUAUUAGCUAUUGAUGAUAUUUAUUUAAUGUCAUUUGUUGAAACAAUGCUUUCAAGGCUUGUAUCAAUGUGGCUGAGGCCAAAAGAGACAAAAAAUGCUGGCAAAAUGAAUUCCUUUGGGGUUUGAUGAGCCUAUUUAUUGUGCUAUCCUAACUAUGCAUUAUUAUAUUAUUAGUUGCAUUUUAUUAUGCAUUUAGCAUUGGGUUUUUUUCUGCUGUCUGAUGCCCGGUGAGUGCCUGUUGUUGGAGCAAUAACAUAGUUAGAAUAAUGGUGUUUAUUGUAGCAGAUUGGGUUAGAUAAUUUUAGGUAAAGUUUAGGACUCAGAGUUUCAAAGUGUAUUGGUCAUAUGCUCAGUUUAAAUGUAAGUAUAAUACUCUGCAUGGCCAGAUAUUUUGGUAGCAUGUUCUCUAUGUGCUGAGGUUACUGGAGAUUACUGUUUUUAUUCGUAUUUGCUGCAGGAUACCAGACCUUUCCUAUUUAGUUUCGGACAAGUGAUUAAAGAUCUGUACCUUGAGCAUUCUUCCGUUUAUAAUAUUUGUUUUGUAAAUGCAGCUUAUACAGUAAAUAGGCAAAUAUCAUAUCAACAUUUCGGUCUGCUAUUUCUUUGCUAAAUGUCAUUAUACAUAUCUGACUGAAGUGGGUAAAUAUGCUAACAGUGAGCCAAGGUUACAGUAAAUCGCCCAUGUAAUGACAUCACAGAGUAGCCAACUUCAUGCUAAAUGAAACUUCUGCUGAACUUUCUGGUCAAGCAAGGAGGCCUACACCAGGAAGAGCCAAAAAUAGGCAGGGAAGACCAUCUGAAAAUUAUUACGUUUUGUCGUUACAUUUAUUAGUAAUGUUUGCUAAGGCAAGUCUAUUACUAUUGCUUAUACUUAGUGUUAAGGGUAUGUUCAACUUUAGUGCAUAACUCAUCCCAAAACAUUCGUGCUGCAAAUUAACUCUUAAAUGCAAGGUAAAUACAUAUUUGGUUCUUUGGAGACCCGGAACGCAUAUCUAUAACAAAUUGAUCUACAAAAUGCCCAGAUAGUGUCAAAUUUUCAAAAUAUAUUCAAGACAAUUUAAAAAUAAUAGAAAAAAAUAUAUUUUGAUGUUUUAUUUUUCAUAUAUCAAAAAAAAAUGCAGCAAAUCAGGACAAAUCUAGAACAGGAUUCAUUAUUUUCACACUCAGAUUUCAUGAGAUGCAACUGACUGUCAAACACAUACUGAGCAGCACAUAACACAUAAUCUAAUAAUUAUAAUUAUAUAAUUAUAAUUUUCUUUAUUUAUCACACAUUAUACAUUUGCACAUAUACAGUGAAAUUCUUCUUUUUCACAUAUCCCAGCUAGGCUGGGGUCAGAGUGCAGGGUCAGCCAUGAUACGGUGCCCCUGGAGCAGAUAGGGUCAAGGGCCUUGCUCAAGGGCCCAACAGUGGCAUCUUGGCGGUGCUGGGGCUUGAACCCCCGACCUUCUGAUCAGUAACCCAGAGCCUUAACCGCUGAGCUACCACUGCCCUUAAAUAAUCUAUAAAUCUAUAAGCUACACUUAAAUUACACAUAAUUACUUUCAUAAUUUCAGUUGCACACUCAAAUGACAAUAGUCAUUUCAUACUGUUCAUGUGUUACACGUGCU